AUGUCUUUGCUGCUGCGGGGGGUAACAGAUGCAGCACCAAGGGAUGCUCCUGUUGAUUUGCUGCGGCUGCAGCAGGUGCCGCUGUUGCAGCAGCUGCUGCACCAGGCGGGUGGUGAGGUUGCUGCAGCAGCAGCAGCAGCAGCAGCAGAAAUCAAGAUCUACUCACGAGGGUUCCCUGGCUGCCCGUGUGGCGUUGUAGGGUUUAAGGGACCGGGGGUAGCUAGGGGUGUGCUGCAGCCGUUGAAUAUGGUUGCUGCUGCUGCUGCUGCUGCUCCUGUUAAGCGUAUAAGAGGAGUUGCAUUUGCUGCUGGUGCUGCUGCUGCUGCUUUCCCUAGGAGAGCUGUUACUGCAGCAAGAAGCAUACUAAAUGAGCUGCUGCCUGAUGUAUGGGUGUAUGUAGAGAAUGCAACAGCAGCAGCACGAGGCAGCAGCAACAAAUUAGCAGCAACUGCUGCUGCUGCUGCUGCUGCUGGGUCACCAGACCAGCAUCAACACCAACUGCAGCAGCUGCUACAGCAGCAACGGCAGCAACUCAGCAACAGCAAACUUGCUGCUGUAGGUAUCGUUCUUGUUGCAGAGAAUAUAAAGGGGGGUUGUCGUGCUGCAGGAGAAGCACUGAUGUUAGAUCCUCCUGUUGCUGCAGCAGCAGCAGCAGGUGAUGCAGCAGCAGCAGCAGAUGCAGCAGCAGUAGCUUCUCGUGCUACAGGCAACACCAAACUGCAGCAUCUAUUGAAGGCAGAAGCUGCCCUUAAGGGAGCAGCAAACAAAGAAGCAGCAGCAGAAGGAGCAGCAGCAAAUAGCAGCCCUGAGGAGCAGCUAGGGAUUCGUGUUGCGCGGUUGCUGCUGCUGCAGCUGCUGCUAGGAGGUGCUGUACCCCCAAGGGGACAAAAGAUGGCGAUCUUAUUUGCUGCUCUUGCUGCUGAUUAUGCACCCUCUAAGGUGCUGCUAUCUCGCCUUACUCCCUCUACUGUUUGUUUUUUGCGGUUAGUGCGUGACUUUUUUGGUGUAGCGUUUACCUUUGAGCAGCAGCAGCAGGAGCAGAAGCCACCUGCACCACCGCAGCAGCAGCAGCAGCAGCAGGAGUCCGAUGACGAAGAGCAGCAAGAGGAGGAGGUCGAGCCUCUAGACCUCUCUUGGGCCCCACAAGUCUUACUUACUUGUGUUGGUGUUGCAUACAAGAAUAUGAAUCUUAGCAGCUUCUAG
This is a messenger RNA of Eimeria maxima, 1203 nucleotides long. Its product is annotated as rna 3' terminal phosphate cyclase, putative. The coding region runs from base 1 to 1203 and encodes 400 amino acids. The transcript has 2 exons. Gene Ontology annotation, cellular component: nucleolus. Lineage: Eukaryota; Apicomplexa; Conoidasida; Eucoccidiorida; Eimeriidae. Gene Ontology annotation, molecular function: RNA endonuclease activity. The record is from RefSeq and is a predicted model, not a curated record. Gene Ontology annotation, biological process: endonucleolytic cleavage of tricistronic rRNA transcript (SSU-rRNA, 5.8S rRNA, LSU-rRNA).